AUGUGUGUUUAUCAUUACUCUUAUGUCUCAACCUGUUGCCACGCCGAGUUCACCAGAAUAUCCUACUGUAACAAAGCGAUAGCACUCGGUCUGCCCAGAAAUCAUUCGCCAGACGGCCAGAGUGCAGACAAUAACCUCAACGAUAAACCCGGCGCUCAGUCUGGCUCAUCUGCUCAUCCACCUGCAUCAUCCGUCAACAACGGUAGCUCAUCGCAUUCGCAGUUACCAUCGCAUACUCAGCGACAGCACCAAUCACAGUACAGCGAUAACAUGUCAAUUAUCAAGCCGUCUGAAGCCGGGCACACACCGACUUGGGACGUCGUCGUGCAAGAGCGAGAUGUACAAUCCCAUCACCAGGCUGCUUUCAUUCCACGCUCUGCCCUUAUUAACGGCCCUCGGCAACAACAAAAUAGUCUCAGCGACGCUAGCCCAGUAUUGGACAUGCAGAGCUACAGCAACGUCGACGCUGAUAUGCCCUUGAAUACACAGUCUUCAUUGCAUAUGAAGGUCACUCACGACGGUAAGGUCCCUGAAUUGUUUGAUCGAUUUGAGUCACGUAACGGGCACUCUAACGCUCGCGAAGGAUCUCACGACGAAUAUGUCGAUUCGACUACUGAUCUUGAUACGAUCGCUAUGCAUCGUCAAGAACAAGCGGACUAUCGGUACGCGGCACAUACAGUUGGUGCCGCGGGUCAUAGUCCUCGCAAGUCCAUACCUACCCAGUGGUUGUUGAAGAGCACUGGUCCCAAUCUCGCAACCGCUCAGCGGGCAAAGGCACGAACUUCGAAAAAUAGCUGGGACAGCGACUCUCCAGACGAGGUCAAGACACCAAGGGAAACACGUAGUUCAAGCGACCUGAGAAGAACACGUAGCAAAGAAGGUGUACUAUACCUCACAAAAGAGGCCCUAGCUGCUGUCGAUAGCACCAUAGCAUCACCCACGUCUCCGCUCAGCCCUAGCAGACUACACGGCUCUCCAACAAAGCGACCAUGGAACAGUCCUAUUGGACCCUUACGUAGCAGCGUGCGUCGGCAAAAUCUCUCCUUCAGGACAUCACCUAGCAAGUCGACACAUCUCAGCACCGAGUCGAUAUCAGCAGCGCACUCACGAGCACCUAGUAGUGUUGCUACUUCUACUGGCCGGAUGUCGUUUCAUACCGCAGAAGGAUCGCCAGUAAGGAGUUCUGCAAGCACGGAACAUAGCUUUCAGUCUGCUGCAGAGAACCUCGAAGACCUUGAUGUUCCUAAUUUUGACCUCAAGGCUGACGUUGAUAAUGAACAGAUGCAUCAUGACUCUAGCAGUCCGCGUUCGACGACAGCGAAAGGGGACACAGAAGGCAGGCGGAGUUCAUUGACACCAAAGCUUGCGCUCAAAAUUCCUCCAUAUGUUUCACGCCAUGAUCUCCAUGGAGAUUCUUCAUCAGCACCAACAGCAGCGCCGAGCGGCUCGUAUAUGUUAAGGAGUCCGCAAAGUCCGGUGUCUCCUACACAAAUGUCUCGCAUCCCACGUGUUGGCGCUACCAGCAAGAUUGCAGUUCCCCUUCGGAACUCAACCGUCCAGCGAGUUGAGUCGGUGAAGUCUUUGCAAUGCAAGCUCAAAACGCUGCAAGCUAUGCAGUCUGACGCGACAAAAUUGCCUCUACCCGAAACGCCAAAGCCUUUGCCAGCAUCUCUGCGUCAAGUACGCACCGUCGACAGUACUGGCUCAACUCCGAUUCUCUCACGGACAUCUGAAUUACAUGGUGAUGAUCAAGCACUUGACACUGUUUUUGAGGCCGAGCAGAAACAGCUAGCUCACGUUGAAAGUCCCAUGUCUGCUCCAAAUAUUGAGGUUUCGGGCCAACCAAAGAACAUCUCACAACGCGGUGCAAACUUUAUCCGCGUCAAAAACUGUACGGUCGACCAUGAGGCUUCGUACAAGACUGUGAGGCCAGAGAAUAUGUCAUGGGAUGCCCCAGCAGCUUUUACUCAUGGUACGACGCUUGCAUAUUCUACAAGCAUACCCGCAAUCGUCGUCAUGAUGGCUCACAAUUUUGAUGCAGAAAAUACAAACAUCGCAGUCAAACAAGAAGAGCCUGUCUCUACCUCCACGGACGAUAUCGAUGACGCUGAUGGCAACGUGACUUCCGUUCGAGGAAGAAGUAAGUGGUAUGUUCCUGAUGAGGGUAAAAAAGGAGAUAGCGGUUGUUCAACUCAAUCUAGUGUGGGCUCUCUUCGAGCGACUGCUGCGGAAUUCGUACCUCAGGGUUCGUCCAUGGCUGGCACGAUCGAGGCUACCACGAGAACCGUACCUUCGGUCUCGUCUCAUGACAUCGUUGGUCUGCCAGAUGCAACGGUACUCGAUAGAAACGGCAUACCGUUCCUGUGGUAUAUAUACGGUGUACAAUUUGCUUACGAGCAGGGCUAUCGUAAUGGUCGUCCUAAAUCGCCCAAGAAGUUCAAGCAAUCCAGGAAACAGCGCACGUCUCUGUCUUCUCCGGUCGAUUCUCCUCAUCCUUCUUCAAAGGCGGUUCCCAUCAUGACCCUCAGGCCAGCGACUCCUCGCUCUGCUGCAGCGAAUCAGCGCUCAACUUCCGCAGAGCUAAUGCCUCCACCACCUUUGCCUACGACUCGGCGUCGUGAAGAGACCCGCCAAGAGACUUGUCAUCCUGCUUCCAACCGAGAGGUCUCAAUCCCGCACAGUGCCAACGCUGGAGCAAAUCGACCUUUUGAGAAUCAGCUCAAUAUGAUAUCUAAACAGGCUGCCCUCAACAGUCACUCGAACAGCAACGCUCCACGCCACUUCAACGUCGAUCUCACCACUGUGCGCAACGUUGGCCUCCCGUCCGGACCUCGCAACAUGCACCCUCCCAGCUACUACACGGUUCCUCGCCACGGUCACCGGAACAAUCGUGGCAAUGGUUUGUAUGGUGGUCGCGGCAGCGCCGGUGUUCCCAUUGACGCCACAGCACCGUUCCCGAACCCUGUUCCACCGCAAGGCCGACCAGACCAAGGUCAAACCUACGGCGCCCACUCAUUUGAUUACUCUGGAUACACGAUUGGGAACGAAUCCUGUGGUUUGGUCAACAUCACCGUCGCGACCGAGCGGGGCGGUGGCGAGCCAUGUAAUGCAUGCGCUCCCGACCAUUGA
Molecule: messenger RNA, 3129 nt
Organism: Alternaria burnsii
Lineage: Eukaryota; Fungi; Ascomycota; Dothideomycetes; Pleosporales; Pleosporaceae
Exons: 2
Coding region: 1-3129 (1042 amino acids)
Source: RefSeq, a predicted model, not a curated record